Molecule: messenger RNA, 951 nt
Organism: Bombus pascuorum
Lineage: Eukaryota; Metazoa; Arthropoda; Insecta; Hymenoptera; Apidae
Product: GSK3-beta interaction protein
Exons: 1
Coding region: 432-788 (118 amino acids)
Biological process (GO): regulation of canonical Wnt signaling pathway
Cellular component (GO): cytoplasm
Molecular function (GO): kinase regulator activity; protein kinase A binding
Source: RefSeq, a predicted model, not a curated record
CAGUAUGAUUCAUAAUUAGUAUAGGUCUAUAGUGCAUUCGGUGCACAUGUACCGGGAAAUAUGUGGGAUUGAAUGUACAACAUAAAUUUACAACUACGCAGUGUCAAGGUCUAAACUGAUGACAGAUCGUAGUCACUGUCGUCACUGAAAAACGAUAUUAUAUAUCCCUUAAGAGAGAAAUAAGUUCGCCAAAUAGUUACAUAAUCGUAUAAUCUUGGUCUUUGACCCUCGGUUCUCGGUUCUAACCUGUCCACGUGCCGUCUUAUUGUUAGCACGGAUAAGACGAACUUCGUUCAGCGUAACGAAUUGUGAAUUUGUUCCAACAUUGACGAAACGUUGAUUAGUAACGUUGAACUAUAAUAUCGUCAGUUUGUUUAAAAUAUUACAUGCGUCCGUAAAAAGACGGUUAUUGACGCUGUUAAAACGCGAGAAUGAAGGAAGAGGUGAAUAACAAAGAGCUGGACAAGGAUCACUGGAAACUUGAGGCACAAACCAUUAUCAACGACGUAAAACAGCAUGUAACGGACAUCAAAAUAUCAGAAAAAUUACGAAAUAACAAUCAUUUCCUCUACUUAAAUUUGAUUACAUUAGAGGGCUUGAAGUUUUGCAUAGAACUAUCAAGUGCUGGUUUUACCAUCGUUGGUAACGAACACGACGACACAUCAAAGAGAGAAAGCGAACACUACGAAACGCCCUACAGCUUGUUGAAUUUCGUUAGCCCGCAAUAUAGAGAUUCCUUUGGGAAUUCGCUUGUUCAUAAGCUUAAACAAUUAAGUAACUCACAGUGAACAAAUUUAAUCAGAAUUUUUUAAUAGUGAAAUGAAAUACAGUUAAAUAUAGAUGAAAAUAAAGUGCUAAUUCCAAUUGUUUGAAUACAUACACACACACACACACAUACAUCUUUUAACAAUAAGCAUUUGAAGUCCAAAAUAAAUUAUGAUUCUCGUCAAA